Molecule: messenger RNA, 6750 nt
Organism: Leptopilina boulardi
Lineage: Eukaryota; Metazoa; Arthropoda; Insecta; Hymenoptera; Figitidae
Product: sushi, von Willebrand factor type A, EGF and pentraxin domain-containing protein 1-like
Exons: 33
Coding region: 1-6663 (2220 amino acids)
Molecular function (GO): calcium ion binding
Source: RefSeq, a predicted model, not a curated record
AUGGCAAUAAAUGAGAAUUUUCACGAAACAUUUAUUGAUAAUGAUAAAAAAAUAUUUCUUAAUUUUGGUAAUAAUAUCACAAGGGAUAAUCAACGAUAUCAAUUAAUAUCAUCAUUGAAUCAUGAAAAAUAUUUUCAACAAAAAGUUAAUUUUUUAGCAAAAAUAUUAAAAAAUCAUGUCGAUCAAUUGAGAGAAGGAUUAGAGAUGGUCGAUCUAGUAUUUCUAGUUGAUGCAUCAGCUUCAGUUGGAUUGGAAAAUUUCAAAAGUGAAUUAAAUUUUGUAAAAAAAUUAUUAGCCGAUUUUACAGUCGAACCUUUAAGUACAAGAGUGGCGAUUAUCACAUUUGCUGGUAGAAAUAAUGUACAUCGUAAUGUUGAUCAAAUUUCACAAAAUGAACCCAAUCAUCAAAAAUGUCAACUACUUGGCAAACAAUUGGGUAACAUUACUUAUGCCGGUGGUGGUACUUUUACACUAGGAGCACUGUUAGAAGCUUUUGAUAUUCUUGAGAAGAGCAGAAACGACACAAAAAAAGCUGUGUUUCUAAUAACCGAUGGCUACAGUAAUGGAGGUGAUCCACGUAGCGCAGCACAACUUUUAAAAAACGCAGGAGUGACAAUAUUCACUUUUGGCAUUGCCACAGGAAAUGUUGAGGAACUCUUUGACAUUGCCAGUGAACCUGGACAUAUUCACAGCUAUUUGCUUGAUAGUUUUUCUGAAUUCGAUGCAUUGGCACGUCGUGCUCUUCACAGAGAUCUAAAAGCAGGAAAAUAUGUGCAAGUUAAUAGAGGAUCUGAUUGUGAUUUAUUGUGCGAUAAAAGAGAAAGAAAUGAAAGCUGUUGUGAUGAAUUAGCAACCUGCACCUGUGGAACUGCAACCGGACAUUAUGCCUGUUUGUGUCCUUUGGGGUAUUUUGGAUCCGGACUUAAAGGAUUUUGCCAACCCUGUCCAAAUGGAACCUAUGGAUUUGAUACUGUUCCUGGAGAUUGGAUUUCCGCUUGUAAUGUUUGUCCCGACGUUAAUCAUAUAACAAAAAUAAUUCCCGCUACCAAUGUUGCUGAUUGUGUUUGCACUUUUGGAUUUAUUGCAAAUAACAGUAAAUGUGAAGUGAUAACUUGUCCAAAAUUGAAAGCACCGGAAAAUGGUUAUUUCGUGAAGGGAAAUCUAUGCAAUAAUAAUGUUAUAAACGCCGCAUGUGGUGUAAGAUGUAGAAUUGGAUUUCAUUUAACAGGCGAUAGUAUUCGUUUAUGUCAAAAUAAUGCCACGUGGUCAGGAAUUGAACCCCAAUGUCUUGUAAAAACUUGUCCGUCAUUAAAUGUACCAACAAAUGGGAAUAUGACCUGUGAGCAUGAAAAUCAAAAUGAACAGAGAAUGUUAAAUAAUUUUACAAUGGCACAACCAAUUGAUACAAAAUGUAUAUUUCAUUGUGAAAAUGGCUUUCAACUUCGUGGUAGCAAAAUUCGUAAUUGUUUACCACUUUCAAGAUGGGAUGGACUUCAAACUUCUUGUAAAAAAAUAACUUGUCAGCCAUUGUCGCCAAUUGUAAAUGGAAUAAUAACACCGAAAUCAUGUUUGGGACCGGAUAAAAUUCCCUUUGGUAUGAAUUGCACUUUCGAAUGUAAAAAUGGAUUUCAAUUAGAUGGUCCAAAUAAUAGAAUUUGUUUGGGUCGCCAUGGAAUUUGGUCGAAACGUUACAAUCUCAAUCGAUGUAUUGAUAAAACACCGCCGAUUUUAAAUUGUCCGGAAAACAUAACGGUGACAUCGUUACUUGGCAAAAAUUACACUCUUCUCAAUUGGACAAUUCCAAUUGCCACUGACAAUUCGGGAAUUGUUCCAAUUGUCUGGAGUAAACCGGAUAUUAUUUAUCCAUGGCGAGCAAAAAUUGGAUUGCACACAAUUACUUAUUUUACUCAGGACGAAAGUGAAAAUAAAGUUCAAUGUCAAUUUUUUGUUAAUGUCACUGACAAUGAACCACCAAUUGUGGAAAACUGUGAAAAUCCACCAGUUUUUCUAUCAGACAGUGCAACAGGCGCUGCAAAUGUAACAUGGGAUGAACCGGUAUUUUAUGAUAAUUCCAAAUAUCAAUUGAAAAUUGAAAAAAAUCACAUUCCUGGCUUAGAAACAUUUCCCAUUGGAAUUACAUCUGUGAUUUAUAAUGCCACUGAUCAAUUUGGUAACAUUGAAACGUGUACUUUUAACAUAACAGUUGAAGAUUCUUGUAAAGAUGUUCCAACGCCUUUAAAUGGAUUUUCAAAAUGUAAUGAAAAAACAGAAGACGGACAAAUUCAAUGUUUAAUUACUUGUGAUGAAGGAUAUGCUUUUGCAUUUGAUUCAAUAAAUUCUAUUCAAUCAGAGGAAAAUUUAAUAGUCACAUGCAAUUUUUUGAAUCAUUCUUGGAAUAAUAGUUUUUUGCCUGAUUGCUCAGUCACACAAAUACCACAUUCGGUCUCUCAGGAUGGAAUUAUAAUUUUUGAUGGAGAAAUUUGCGAAAAUUCUUCCUUAUUAGAAAAUUUAAACGAAAGUAUAAAUAAAGAUUUAACCUCAAAAUUACUCGAAGUUUGCGGCAAUGAAAUUGAUUGUAAUUUAGUAAAAAUCGAAUCAAAAUGCGAAAAAAUUUCUACUAAUGACGAAUCUACUACUAAUGAGGAAGAAUUAAUUACAUUAAAUCGAACGAGAAGAUUUUUCCCUAAUUAUUUUUAUCAUCAAUUAUCACCAGGAGAACUAAAAUUAAAUCAAAAAAUAAGAGAAUUAAAUGAUCAAAUGGAAAUUGAUAAAUCUCAAAGUCAAAAAGAACGACUUGUGAUUAAAUUUAAAUUUAUAGCCGUAGGGAAAAAUGAAACAAAUUUCAAUCGAGAAUCAACAAAAAUACGUGAAAAAUUCCAAAAAUUCUCAUCACAAUCAGAGGGGAAUAAUUUAUUUAAUGAAGAAACAAAAAGAAAAAUGGAAAAUUUAUCACUAAAUCAUCGAAUGAUUUUGAAGAAAACUUUAAAUAUUUGCGAACCUGGUAGUAUAGCAAGAAAAUACGAUUGUGUAAAAUGUCCUCAAGGAACUUUUUACAAUUUAACAAAAAAUUAUUGUCAAUCGUGUCAAAUUGGAGAAUAUCAAAAUUUAAUUGGAUCAAUUGAAUGCAAAAAAUGUCCAAAUUUCACAACUACUUGGAAAAUACAGAGCCGAACAAUAAAGGAUUGUAAACCUCUUUGUCAACCUGGCUAUUAUUCACAUAGAAAAAGACACAAAAAAUUAGGAAUCGCUCCAUGCACAUCGUGUGAAAUUGGAUUUUAUCAAUCUGAAUAUGGAAAAAAUUCUUGUAAAAUUUGUCCUGAAAAUUAUACAACAAUAAAUCGAGCCUCAAAAAGUCAAAUCGAUUGUAUUCAAUCAAUUCAAGAUGUUUGUAAUGUUAAUUUAUGUCAAAAUGGUGGAAUUUGUCAAAGAGAAACCAAUGGUUUUAGUUGUGAUUGUCCAAAAUAUUUUAUUGGCUCAAGAUGUGAAAAAUUUCAAAAUCCUUGCAAUUCCUCGCCGUGUUUACAAAAUGGAAAUUGUAUUUUGCAAAAUGAUACAAAAUUAAAUUACAAAUAUGCAUGCAAUUGCAAAAAUGGAUUUAAGGGAAAAAACUGUGAAUAUUACGUUGAUGAAUGUACGAGAAAUCCAUGCAAAAAUAAUGGAAUUUGCAAAAGUUCUGAAACAGAUUUUCAUUGUAUUUGUCAAAAUGGAUUUGAAGGCGAAUUUUGUGAAAUCAAAUCAAAUUACUGUGAUCCAUCACCUUGUGGCGAGGGUUCAACUUGCAUUAGUGUCAAUAAAUCUUGGCAAUGUUUAUGUAAACCUGGAUAUUUGGGUCGUUAUUGUAAUUUAUUGCCAUGCGAUUGGGCCCCUUGUCAUUUAAAUUCAUUGUGUGUGAAUAUCAUGGAACCGGGAGCUAAUCCUAAAAGUUACAGAUGCCAAUGUCCUGAUGGCUACACAGGCAAAGAUUGCCUAACAAUGAUAAAUUACUGCAACGAAAUACCUUGUAAAAAUGGAGGUUCAUGUAUUAAUGGUCCUCGAAAUUACACCUGUCAGUGUUUGCAAAUUUUUACCGGAUCCAAUUGUGAAACUGAAUUAUUACCAAAUUAUUUGAUGCAUUUCACUAAAUCGGGAACAACGGAUUAUGUUAAAUUGACAAAUUUAAAAAAUGACUUGUCUGAGUUAAGUAUUUGUCUUUGGAUUCAAUCUUUGGAUAAAUUCAAUUAUGGAACAGUUUUGUCAUAUGCGAAUCGAAUUUAUGACAAUGCUAUUACACUUACGGAUUAUAAUGGAUUUGUUCUCUACAUAAAUGGAGAAAAAAUUAUUACCGAUAUUACAGCAAACGAUGGUUUUUGGCAUUUUUUGUGCUUCACAUGGCAAAGUAAAUUUGGUGCCUGGAAUGCUUAUCUUGAUGGGAAUCUUUUUGCUAAUGGCACUUUGUUGGCUAAUGGGAGUUUAAUUCAAGGUAAUGGAAUUUUUAUCAUUGGCCAAGAACAAGAUAAAUUUGGCGGCGAUUUUUCUGAAUCAGAAUCAUUUAUUGGAAAAAUAACACUUCUUAAUUUAUGGGACAAAGUUUUGGAAAAAAAGACGAUAGAAAAUUUUGGUUUGACUUGCGAUAAUUAUUUUGGAAAUUUAAUUGCCUGGGCAAAAAUGCGUGAGAAUAUUCAGGGCAACAUUAAGAUUUUAGAAAGUCAAUUUUGUAAUGGUUGCCCCAUAUUAACGGCGCCUUUUAGGGGUAAAGUGAGUAUAAGUGAAGAUAAACUUGAAGCCACAUACACGUGUGACGUGGGAUAUCUUGUAAAAGUUGGACGAGCAGAGAUGAAAAUUUUAAAAAGGAAAUGUCUCCUUCAAGGCCAAUGGGAAGGCCACUAUACUCCAAUAUGCACGAGAAUCAAAUGUGGAUUUCCGGGAUAUUUUCCCAGAGGUUUUAUAAGAGGACGUUCGUAUCUUUUUGGUGAUGAAAUUUUCUAUUUUUGCAAUGAGGGUUACGAACUUAAGGGAAAUUCACAACGAAUUUGUAAUUCCACUGGAGAAUGGAGUGGACAACAACCAAUUUGCGUUGGUAUCACAUGUAAAAAUCUUUUGGCCCCGGAAAAUGGUGAUAUCGAAUAUUUAAUUGAAGAAUACGAAAGAAAUGAUACAACAGUGUUGCAGGUGGGACAACAGUUGGAAUUUAAAUGUAAUUCCGGCUUUCAAUUGGAUGGAGAAAAUAUUUUAACAUGUCUCGAAAGUGGAAUUUGGGAUUAUGAAAUACCAAAAUGCAAUGCCAUUGGUUGCCCUCUUCCAAAAAUGGUAAAUAAUUCAUACAUAGCGACAAUUAUUUAUGCCUCAGAAAAUAAUAAAAAAAAUUUAACAAAUGACACCAUAUUUAAUCAUGGCGAUAUUUUGGGAAUAUCCUGUGAGCCUGGAUUUAAAUUUCAUAAAAAUCACAAUCUUCUCGCUGAAUUUCGUCUACAGUGUAUUAGUAAAAAUUCAAAUAACAAUAAUAAUAAUAAUAAUUGGCUUGGAUUUGUACCAAAUUGUAUACCAAGAAAAUGUUCAUUUCCAAAAAUACCAAAAAAUGGAAAAAUUAGAUUUCAAUUAAAAAAUAAUACAAAUAUUGAAAUUUCAUUCGAAAAUUCAUCAAUUUUUAACGAAUUAUUAAAAAAACAAAAUGAAAUUGAAAAUUUAUUUUCACCCGGACAACGUAUUACAUUAAAUUGUGAAAAAAAUUAUAAAAUUAUUGGUAAUAAUUCAAGAAUUUGUACAUUCAAUGAAACAUGGACAAAUAAUGAAAGUUUUUGUCAAUUAAAAAAAUGUCCCAUUGAAUUACAUUUAAUUUGGAAUUUUUUUGCAAAAUUCCCAACAAAUAUAAUUCCAUUAAAUUGGCAGAAGAAGAGAGAAAUUUUUUUUACAAAUAUUAUUGAGAAUUUAUCAAUAUUUUUCGAAGGAAAUUUUUAUAAUGAUAAAAUAAUUUUUUCCUGUCAAAAUAAAACUGCAUUUAGUGGUGAAAAUUUGGGAAUAUUUCAAAUUCAAUGGAAAUGCAAUGAGAAUGGUGAUUGGAUUUUUGAGAAUUGGGAAAUUAUUGAUGAAAAUGAAAUUAUUGAUUUGUUUUUGAAAAAUGGAGGAAAAAUUUGUGAAACUGUUAAAUGCAAGAGGCCAAAGAUUCCCGAAAAUGGUUACAUUGUCAAUGACAAUCCAGAGGAAAUGGAUAAAAAUUUCAAUAUUGAUGAUAUUUUAUACUUUAAAUGUCGUCAAGGAUUUUUUAUCGAUGACGCAGAAUAUUCAAAAUGUCUUUUCAAUGGUUCUUGGUCAAAAGUACCAAAAUGCAAAUCAAUUGUUUGUGAAAAACCAAUACUACCAUCACAUGCAGAAUUGAAAUAUGCAAAUUAUAAACCAAACGAAUAUAUUUUUGGAAAUAUGUUAAUUUAUCAAUGUAUUCCCGGUUAUCGUAUUUUUGGCCAAGGGACAAUUCGAUGUCUCUCCAAUGGAAAAUGGUCGAAAAUUCGCGGAAAAUGUGGCAAAAUUUUUUGUGGACAACCAAAAAGUACCAACGAAAUGACAAUAGAGGGAAAUUCAUAUUUUUUUCAAGAUGAAUUAAUUCUCACGUGUCCAAAUGGAAAAACAAAGGGGAAAAUUAUUUGUAAAAGUGACGGAAAAUGGAGUGCGCCAAUAAAAUGUCAAAAAUGAAGUGAAAAAAAAAAAUUUUAAUAUUAAAAUAUUACUGAUAUUUAUAUUUUUAAAAUAUUUUUAAAUUUAAUAAAAAGUAAAAAAAGA